Messenger RNA from Naegleria gruberi, 1080 nucleotides. RefSeq lists its product as uncharacterized. The transcript has a single exon. The coding region runs from base 1 to 1080 and encodes 359 amino acids. Lineage: Eukaryota; Heterolobosea; Eutetramitea; Acrasida; Naegleriidae. The record is from RefSeq and is a predicted model, not a curated record. Gene Ontology annotation, biological process: multicellular organism development.
AUGCUGUCAGAUUCUAAUUCCUUCAUGAUGGAAGAUCAACAAAUGCCUCCUUCUUCGUCAUCUUCUUCUGCUUCUUCUUCCCCUGCUCCUUCCUCUCCACUUUCACCUCAUCAUACAGCAACUUUUGAAACAAACAUGCUUGAUGAAUAUGGAAGCAGUAUCAAUCACCCUUCUAAGCCACUUAACACAACAAAUACAGCAACAACAACACUAAAUAAUGCAUCCAACAAUAAUAUAGAACACAUGAGAUCAGCUGGCAAUGAUGAUUCUUUACCACCUAUUGCUUCCAUACCACCAAACAAUUCAACUUCUCGUGUUGUUAAUGUUGGGCCAAUUAUGAAUGCAAUUCAAGCUUAUAGUGGUAAUAAUGGUAAUAGUACACUUGUUGAUAAUGUAAAUGUCAGAAUAUCCUCCGCCUCAUCUUCAUGUUCAACCAUUUCAGAUCAUUCUAUGAAUAAUACAAUGAUUAAUGGACAAGCACCAAAACCACUUAAUGAUUUUGAAAAUGUAUUUGCUAGUUUCAAGAAGAGAAAUAGAGAACAAUACGAAAAUAAUAAUCAAUCCUCGUCAUCAUCUGAUCCAGUUUCAUAUAUUAGAGAUUUGGAAGAUAAAAUUGAUUUUAUGGCACAAUUAGUCACUAUUCAAUCUGCCAAAAUGAGAAAGAUGGAAAUGAGAUUGAAAAAAUUGGAAAACUUACUUCCUCAAUCAGGGGAUGAAUUUGUAAAUUCAGGCAAUCUUCAUCGUAUGCCACAUAGUGAUGAGUUAUCAUCAAUUAGUGAUGAUAUACCAACAUUUUCAGCACCAAAGAAGGAAAAGGGUAAUAGACAACCUAAUGCCUAUAAUAUUUUCAUGAAGGGAGAAAUUCAACGUAUUCGAACAACUCACACAGAAUUAACACAAAAACAGGCAUUUAAACUUGCUGCCAAUAAUUGGACUUUGAAGAAAUCUGAAAUCCUUGGAGCUUCAAAUGGUUCACAGAAAAAACCAGACGACAGAACUAGCACAGUAAGCACACCUAGUGAUACUACCAUGGCAGAUUCACUUUCUGAAACACCACUCAAUCAACUUGACGAAAAGUAA